UCCUGUGAUUGAGGAGGAAGCGAAAUGACAUUCAAUGUGAGUGUUUAAGAAGAUGGCAGCGGCUAAUUCGGCCCGAAUGUCAUCCCAAAAGGGGCGAUUAGUCGACGUAAACAAUUUCCAGUACAAAAUCUCAUAAUUGCCCAGCGACCCUUGGCUUGAUUUCUUACUACCAUGUCCCGUUCUCCGUCGAUGCAUCGUCUUUCGUCGUCGAGCUCCAAGGAGCAGCAGGACCUCAUCAAUGCGUACGAAGCUGAAGAAGAAAGGCUCAUUAACCUGCUGUCGAGGAAACUGGAAAAGUUACGCGAGGAGAAGAUUGAGCUCGAGAAUACCCUUGAGGCGGAAUCUGAGUCCCAUGUCAACAGGCUGUCGAGGCAGCUCACCGCCCUGCUAGGUCAACACGAGAACGGCGGGAGCUCGUCGACUCCCGGAAGGGCGGGGUCGCUGAGUGAUCCGAGCGUGGAAACGAUGCUGGAGUCGCUACGCCGUGAAAACGAGCAACUGAGGAACCGCCUCGUCGAUACGGAGCGAGACUUUAUUCGGGUGUCGAGGCUGAACGACAUAUACCGGGAGGAGCUCAUUGAGCAUAGGAUGCGCUUGGGUGUACCGGUCGACAACCUUGUAGGACUACACUCGGCAGAUCCUUUCUCUCAGCCAUUACAUCGCAAACCGUCGUACCCGAAUGCUUCGCCGUCCAACUCUGUCCUCCAUAUACCCACUCACCGCUCAUCGACCCAGAUUCCAAUAGCCCGACCAUCGUCUAUUAGACGAGUCAACACGAAUCCUUCUUCGGAACAGCUGUCUGAAACCCAGUCUCCGGAAUCGCCAGAGUCUCCGUUCCCUCCUUCACCGUUGAUGUCGACGAAUAACGCCAGCGUCGUGAGCAAUAACACGAACAUGACGAGUCCGCCCACGUCGCUUUCGGUGAACCCCACAGUCACCUUCGCUACGCCUUCGAGGGGACUCACGUAUCCUUCUGUUCCACCGCCCUCGUUGUCUUCAUCGUUUGGGUCUCCAGUGGUAACUUACCAUCGGGAUCACUCGCUCUCACCGGUUGAACCUCUCAGCCGGCGGAGCUCCAGCGCGCGACGAGGGAGCUACGAUUGGCAACCAGGACCCAGCCGAAGCCAGAGUCAUAGCCGGCGAGCGAGCGUGGAGCGUGGAGCCAGAGUUGCUGAGACAGGAACUCUUGUUCCGCGGAGCAGGGCUGGCAGUCAUAGUUUGCCUGCAACAACGGAGGGUGACGAGAUCUUUGCUGUUGAGCCAUAAUUAACUGGCUAGGCAAGUCAGCAAGCCUGAGAGUCGGAUCAAGAAACUCUCCAGGGCUGUACAUUUUGUGACGGACGUUUUGUACCGUUAUGAGUCCCUCAUCAUUGUACAUCUAUUCUUUUUCACCAUCUCCCAUAUAUCC
Desarmillaria tabescens is the source of this 1408-nucleotide messenger RNA. RefSeq lists its product as uncharacterized. NCBI's taxonomy places the organism in Eukaryota, Fungi, Basidiomycota, Agaricomycetes, Agaricales, Physalacriaceae. The transcript is spliced from 3 exons. The record is from RefSeq and is a predicted model, not a curated record. Bases 172 to 1266 code for a protein of 364 amino acids.